Messenger RNA from Lactuca saligna, 1296 nucleotides. The record is from the annotation of a GenBank genome assembly. NCBI's taxonomy places the organism in Eukaryota, Viridiplantae, Streptophyta, Magnoliopsida, Asterales, Asteraceae.
AUGGCAUAUAACAAUGCAGAUCAGGUCGUCUUUGAUAAGGUUGUUGAAAUCAACGCAUCUAAAGAGUCUUGGAACAUACGUGUUAAAGUCGUCAUGCUUUGGAAGCCGACCUAUGUAAACAAUCCUAAUAUGGUCACAAGCCUGGACAUGAUUUUAAUCGACCAGGAGGGAAGUAGAAUUCAAGCUACAAUAAAAAAAAAUCUUAUUCCAGUAUUUGAAUCCCUAUUCGAUGAAGGAGCUGUCCGGGAGAUCAUAGAUCCUUAUCAUUUUAUCUCUUUCCCAGAUUUGCUAGCCAGGAACUUUGACACUCGUGUUGCAUUUGAUUUUCUAGGUGAAGUUGUGUCAAGUGAUCCCAUGCGAGUCAUUGUUGAGUAUGGAAGAGAGAAAAGGUUAAUGAAUCUGGUUGCUCAGGAUUUAAGUGGUACGAGAAUUGCAGUCGCUUUGUGGGGCAGUUUUGCAAUGAAGUUGAAUACUUACAUUUCACAACAUAAUAAUGACACUGCUCCUGUUAUUAUCCUGCUACGUUUGGCCAAACUCAAAAUUUGGGGUGGUCAGCCUCAAGUUGGUAAUUGUUUGUUUGGGUCUAGAUUGCAUAUAAAUGAUGAUAUGCCUCAGAUUUUGGAGUUCAAAUCAAAAAUUAAUGCUUUGGAUACAAAUGUUGAGUCUUCUAGCCGUACAUCCCAGCUCAACUCAGAUACCGUUGUGGCUAAUCCAGAGGAUUACUACCUCCGUUUUCAGAUAAAAAACAUUGAUGAAAUUCCUGAUUUUAAUGAGGAAGUUGGUUUAACCAUUAUCGCUACUAUUAUUGGUUUUGAUAUGGAUGAUGGUUGGUAUUCAUUUUAUUGUCGUGAUUGUUCUAAAAAAGUUACUAAAAAUCAUGAUGAUGUUGAUGCUGGCCAUUUUCACUGUGAUGGUUGUGGAUUUGUCUCGGAUGUAUUUGGAAAGAUUAGGAUAGUAGUUUGUGUGCAAGAUGAAAGUGGCUCUUCUUCGUUUGUAUUGUUUGAGCGUCAUGUAAAAGAUCUUAUUCAUCAUGGAAACCAAUGGUUGAUGGACAAAAUAGCUAAGAUACCUGAUGAGUUCAAAAUUCUUCUAAAUAAGAAGUUUGUCUUCAAAGUUCAGAUUUCCAUGUUCAAUCUGCAGAACAACUAUCGUGCUUACACUGUGCAUAAGUUAACCGAUGAUGAAAGGGUUCUUGAUGAGGUGACAAAAAGGUCAUCAAAUCAUCAACAUGAUCAUAUAAAUGAUAAUGGUACUCCUGUUAACAAGCCAAAUAAGGUUGGUAACUGUCUCAAAUAA